UUCACCUGACACCACCUCCCUCUCUUACCCAAAAACAUCACCAUCUCUGUUCUAGCACCUAAAUCCAGAUCCUAGACCUAGACUCUUCCACGUGAGAGACAAGAGACUGUAUUCUCUCCAUUUUUCUCUGUCAAACCCAUAUCUUCUUCAUUUUUUCCUAAUCAAUCAGAUGUCAAAUUCGUACCCCUAUUGCUUUACCUAUUUCAAGAUUACCCUAGAUAUCAGCAGCUGUUACUCGAGGAACAAUAGGCCGGUGAAUUUGUCUCUAAAGAGCAGUGAGAAUGACGAAGGAAAGGUCCGAAUUUCCAGUUCUCUAUAACAUCAACAUCGUCAUAAAAAUAGCUAGUGAAUAUGAUAGGGUGGCUGUAGCCUGAAGACUCCAUCAGUGGUGCCUGCCAUACUGCUGUGCAAACCAAGGAAUAGGAGAAAGAGGAGCAGGACAAAAACUAUUCUAGUGUCUCAAACAGAUUUUAUACCGACGAUUUUCACAUUGCUACUUGUCCGACAGCCGUAACAUGUUGAGUGAUAUUCUUAAACUGACUGCCAUGAAUGCUUGAUAAACUAGCUACCUUGCUGAGUAUUAUCCAACCUUGCGACAUAUAGCAUAUGUGUGCUCAAUUCUGUGACACUUAAGAGUAAAAUCCCUGCUGGAUGUUUCACUGCAUUAAGCUUGUGUCUAUCUGAAUAUGUGAAUCUCUGAGUCUGUUAUGCUAGGUACUGUUCCAGAGGUAAGUUUGUCAAAAAUACUCAGUAUGCUUGGGUCCUCUUUUGCUUGCUACAUGAUCUGAGUUGCUUUGAAUUUUGAUUUAGUGAAAAGAGCAUCAUAAUUUGUUGUCAAAUGCGAGUAGGCCACUCUUUAGGAUAACAACAACAUCAUUUCUAAAUCAAAUAGAAACAACCAUUUCGGACAUGUAGGCUUUGUCAGGCAGAUACUUUGUGAUUACUAUAAAAAAAAGAACAAAAACAUUUCAAGGCAGUAUUUUGGUCUGCAACUGGGGAUGGGCACAAAUCCAUUAGAGAACUUGCUUAUGGACAUGUUUCACAUUAUGAGCCUCCCACAGACCAUGAUGUCAAUAGUUAUAGGGAUUGUUAUGGACAUUUUCAUAGUCCCGAGCCUCAACACAUGGACCCUAAUGACUAUUCACACAUGUAUCAUUCGCCACAGGGAGAAAAUGAACAUUUCUACAGUGCCCAACUCCCAAAUUCGUCACUUUUGGAUCAGUUAGAAGCUCAAAUUACAACUUUAGAAAUGCAAAUACAUGAGAAAUCUGUCGCAUCUAAUUCGCCUAGGCAAUCUGAAAUCUAUGCUUGUACCUUACGCGAUAGCUUAGGCCAUCCUGUUGAGAACUGCUAUACUUUGCAUGAUUUUAGACAAUCUAUAGAAUACCAUGCACCCAUGUAUCAAUCAACACAAUGGGAAGUUGAACAAUUUCGUACUCCCCUGACCUAUUGUAGGAAAUCUGUGGAAGAAAUCUCGUACUCAUCGAACAAAAUAAUACUAGGUUUGAAUUGAAUUUAUUGCAUGAUAAACCAUAUAGCAAUGCUUCUGAAUAUUCUUUCUGUAGAGACCCUCAUGCUCAACCAUGUAAUGAAUACCCAUAUGCUAUACCUACUGUUGAAGACUCUCCUUCCAUGGGACGAAUUUUAAUGCAUAAUUAGAUGUGAUUUUGCUUCAUGUACAAAAGGAGGGAAGGGAGGCGUAUCAUGAUGAGAUGUUUGUUAUUCCUAAUGAGCUAAAUGUUGAAAGUAAUAUGUUUAGUCCUUCUUAUGCAACUGAUAUUGAACAUGAACCUAAUCUAGAGGUAAAUGAUUGGACUAGAGACACUAUGAUCAUAAAUAGGGCAUCGCAUGUCUGUUAUGAUGAUGAUGAUGUUAUGUUAGAAGUUAAUGUUUAUGCUGAAAAUAUUGUGGAACCUUUGGGUUCAGAAAUAUUAGGCUUCUCUGCCUCGACUUUCAUGAAUGAUAUUUCUUCUAGUAUUCCAUAUAUAUGUGAUGUUGAUACUGAUUUGGAGCCUGUGCACUGUGAAGAUGAGCGUGACUUAGGAAAGGUUCAAUUAUCUGUUGACACAAAUGAUCGUAUGCAUGAAACUAUAAUCGAUGUGUCUGAUUCUCUGCCUAGGUCACAGUAUGAUGUCUCUUUUGAAUUGCCUAUGCAUGAGAUUAAGGUUUUGAAUGAUGCUGAUGAUACUGAACUGGGGCUUGAUGAUUUGUUAUGUGAAAAUGAAUAUGAUAUGCCUGUUUCUGACUUAGGGAGAGAGUGUGAUGGUACUAAUGGCCUUGUGCAUAAAAACAAUUUAAAUGUGCCUACUUCCUUGUCUAAGUCACAAACUGAGACUCUUUCACCCAACUUAGAUUUGAUUUGUAACAAAAUUGUAAAAACAACUUUUCUGAGAAUACCUAAUCUAGGAUUGGAAUUGUGUGCCUCCAAAGUCCUCUUGGACUAUUUUCCAGCUAAAUAUGAUACAUUUGAGGAGCCACGGUUGGAAUGUUUGUCUCUGCCCAUCCCUAACAAAGUCCAUUUUGAAUAAGAUCUUGUGCAUGCAGAACCCCUAAGAUUGCAAGAUUUUGUGCUCAAAAACACAUAUGCUGACAACUUUAGGUUUGGGGGUAACUCGUUUAUAUAUGCAGCCUUACUUGCACUCUCAUUUUAUAUAUGUGUAAGGCUGUUGAUGUCUCUGCAUGUCUUCUUUUGGGUUGAUCCUCAACUCUUUAGGUUGUAUGUGUAUGGUGAAGUUUUCUUGUAUAUAAUCCAGUAGGUAAUGUUUCAGUUGAAUCUUAUGUUUCUU
Messenger RNA from Papaver somniferum (opium poppy), 2786 nucleotides. RefSeq lists its product as uncharacterized. The record is from RefSeq and is a predicted model, not a curated record. The transcript is spliced from 3 exons. Bases 1713 to 2528 code for a protein of 271 amino acids. NCBI's taxonomy places the organism in Eukaryota, Viridiplantae, Streptophyta, Magnoliopsida, Ranunculales, Papaveraceae.